This is a messenger RNA of Ilyonectria robusta, 2310 nucleotides long. RefSeq names its product ketopantoate reductase PanE/ApbA-domain-containing protein. The transcript has 4 exons. The record is from RefSeq and is a predicted model, not a curated record. The coding region runs from base 1 to 2310 and encodes 769 amino acids. NCBI's taxonomy places the organism in Eukaryota, Fungi, Ascomycota, Sordariomycetes, Hypocreales, Nectriaceae. Gene Ontology annotation, molecular function: oxidoreductase activity. Gene Ontology annotation, cellular component: cytoplasm.
AUGGACGACAGUGAGCUAAUGAGAAUCUGUUCAGUGGGCGGCAAUCCCGUAUCGGCUUUCCUGUCUUGGCGACUCCAGGCCACCAACGCCUGCGAUGUUACUCUUGUUUGGAAGUCGGGCUUCGAACAUGUAUCCCAAUAUGGAAUCUCGUUCAAGUCCUCUAUUUUUGGCAAUGAACGAUUCAAGCCGCGACAUGUUGUCCGAAAUCCAGAAGAUGCCGCGAACGCUCGAGACGGUCCUUUCGAUUAUGUCGUCCUCUGUGUAAAAGCCCUCCCCGAUGUCUACGACCUCGCCGCUGUUAUCGACUCGGUUGUCACACCUCAUCACACAUGUAUUCUUAUCAACACAACAAACACGCUCGGCGUCGAGGCCGCUAUCGAAGAGCGGUUCCCUACCAACAUUGUCCUUUCCCUCGUUUCCGGCGCCGAAGUUGUGCAGCUCGGCCAAAGCGAGUUUGAGCACAAGGGCUCAACCGAAAUAUGGGUUGGCCCCGCCAACAAGAACGCCAACAUUCCCGCGAGCAUUCAGGAUGAUAUGGCACAGGCUUUGGCAGUGACUCUCAGCUCCGGACAGGUAGACUGUAAAGUAUCACCGAACAUCCGACAGCACCAAUAUGAGAGAGUGAUUGGUCCCAUCGCUUUCCACCCAGCUAGUGUUAUCUUUGAGACGCCGAACCAUGCUGCUCUUCUUGAGAAGGUUGGAGUCAAGGACCUUGUUUCUGAUGUCGUUGACGAGCUAAUUGGCUUGGCUAAUGCUAAUGGCUGCAAAUUUGAUGCCGACUUCAAGCAGAAGACCAUCAAUGACAUGUCAAAAGUCACUACUGAGAGUAUUAUGUGGCAAGACUAUACCGCUAGGAGACCCAUGGAGGUUGAGACGUACCUGGGCUCGCCCAUCAAGUUGGCUCGCGACUCCAAAGUUGCCAUCCCUCGAAUUGAGACACUCUACGCAAUCCUUCACAACCUGAACAGUGUCAACCGGAACAGGCCCAAGUCGGGUGAUCAUCCCGCCGUUCUCCCGCCUGCUUCACCGACUGCCACAUCGCCCUUACCACCUCGGAUGCCAUCCCAGAACAGUCAUCGUCCCAUGAUGAACGGCAAUGGAAUGCCUCCUCGUGGACCCAGGCCCAGGAACUCAUCAAACCUGAGCCAAGCAGGCAUGCGCCGCGGGCCACCUCCGAUGAAUGGCGGUCCACCCCCGAACGGCUAUGGUCGAAUUCCUCCUGCGAUGAACGGGGGAGGCUCCAGACAGCCUUCAAGGCGAGGGUCGAUGGAGGAGAACAGUCUCGAAGAGUUUUCGCACCUUGUGCUAUACGAUGAUAUCCCGGAAGGCUCGGAAGCGUCUGGUCCCGCCGUUGAUCAGUCAGACAUCGCCCUUCGUGAGCGAGAGAUGCAGCUCCGGCAACGCGAAUUGGCCCUUCGGGAGCAGGAGAUGCGGAUGCGCCGUGGGCCACCACCACCUGGUCCUGGUGGGCCUGGUGGGCCUCCCCGCCGUGGUCCUCACCCCAUGAGAAACAGCAAGCAGGUCUUUGACGACGACGAUGAUGAUGAUGAUGAAUACUUCGACCCCACAGCCAACCCCGCGCCUCCUAUGAUCGACCCGGACAACUUCGACAUGAUGAGCAUGACCUCGAGGAAGAACCGAAAGGUCCCUGGACCGUCCCAAGCGCAGAUCCGCCGUAACCCAGACGAUAUGCCCCCGCCGACUCGCGGCAGCAGAUUCCGGCCGAACUUUGGUGCUCGCAACCGUUCGAGUCAGAUGAGCCAUGCACCUACCACUACCGCUGAUAUUCUCGAGGACCCUCUCAUGGGCUAUUCCUCGAACCGAUACGGAACUGUGGACAGAGGGACGAUGAACGCUGGCUCCCGCGCCAACUCACUAACAGCAUCGAGGAUGGAAGAUUUCCAGUAUGGCCCCGGCCCCGGUGGUCCCCCAGGAAUGAACGGUGCCUAUCCUCGAAGGACUAGUCAAUCUCCGGGCAACCCAUAUAGCCCUUCAAUGCGAGGCGGUCGCCGCCCCUCUCCUCCUAACGGAUACGGACCACCCGGACCCGGCAUGAACGGACGUCCAUCGCCCCCCGACGGUGUUCGCCAACCGGUUCCCCGAUACCCCCCGGGUCAGGGAAACCAGGUGGCGCCACAGCAGGUUGAGCAACAUAUCGGGGUGAGCACCCUUCCUCAAACUAAGCCUAGAAACGAUCGAAGUCUGACGGGCAGUGCGAGCGCUAGCGCGGACAGUGGUGAAUUCGACUCGGAUCCGUCACAUAUCAGUCAGGGCAGCCUACGACAGCGCCUGCCCAUAGGAGUGCGGUAA